This is a messenger RNA of Populus euphratica (Euphrates poplar), 1948 nucleotides long. Its product is annotated as transcription factor Pur-alpha 1-like. The record is from RefSeq and is a predicted model, not a curated record. Bases 547 to 1434 code for a protein of 295 amino acids. Gene Ontology annotation, molecular function: purine-rich negative regulatory element binding; RNA polymerase II transcription regulatory region sequence-specific DNA binding; DNA-binding transcription factor activity, RNA polymerase II-specific. Gene Ontology annotation, cellular component: nucleus. Gene Ontology annotation, biological process: regulation of transcription by RNA polymerase II. The transcript is spliced from 5 exons. Lineage: Eukaryota; Viridiplantae; Streptophyta; Magnoliopsida; Malpighiales; Salicaceae.
CUUCAACACCAGUAACUUAACUCCAAGCAACAGGUUAAAAAGGAACACAAGAAGCCUCCUGGUUCAUGUUUAGUUCAAAAGAAUUUUCUCUCGUUGAAGAGGGAGGAGGCUUCAUUUCAUUCCACUUCGCAGAGGGGGAGAGAGAGACAAGAGUUUGCUUUACUAGACUAGUGGUGUUUUAUUGUAGGGGAUUUUACUUCUAUUUUAUAAUAAUAAAAAUUAAAGAAAAGAAAGAAAAAUGGACCAAGUCAAUGGGAUGGUGGUUCGUUCGUUAUCCCUCCUGGCUACUCCUGCUUAGCUUAGCUUCUCCUCACCUCCUUUCUUUCCAAACCCUAAACCAAAAUCCUAUCACGACAUCUUCAUCAUCCCUCAUAAACCCCUUCUUCUACUAUUCAAAAAUUCUUGCUGCUGCUGCCGCUUCUCCUGUCGAUAGGAGUGUGCCGCGGUCUCUCAUUUUCUUUCAGAUCUACCCCUUCCUCCAUCGCUCUUCUUCUUUCUUUAAUCUGUGAAAACUACUUAAUUCCGUAUUACCAUCUGGUAGAUUAGAUGGAGGGGAAUUCUGGCGGAGUUGUUGGUGGAGGAAGUGGCAGUGGAGGAGGAGGAGGAGGGAAUGAUGUAGAGCUCAUGUGCAAGACUCUACAAGUGGAACACAAGCUUUUCUAUUUCGAUCUAAAAGAGAAUCCACGGGGUCGUUACUUGAAGAUAUCAGAGAAGACUUCUGCCACCAGGUCCACCAUCAUCGUUCCCUUCUCCGGGAUUUCUUGGUUCUUGGAUCUCUUCAAUUACUAUGUUAAUAAUUCUGCUGAUGAUCAGGACCUCUUCAGCAAGGAAUUGCAGCUCGACACCAAGGUUUUCUACUUUGACAUUGGCGAAAACAGAAGGGGCCGCUUCUUGAAGGUGUCUGAAGCUUCUGUCAGUAGAAACCGAAGUACUAUUAUUGUUCCUGCUGGAAGUUCACGGGAUGAAGGGUGGGCAGCGUUUAGAAAUAUUUUGGCUGAGAUCAAUGAAGCAUCAAGACUUUUUAUGCUGCCCAAUCAGCAAAGUUCUGAAACUUCUGAGCGCCUCGUUGGACUUUCUGAUGAUGUAGGGGCUGGCUUCAUAUCUGGGCACAGUAGCCAAUCUGUGAUGACUUCUGAACUGAAUGUUGACAGGUCAGUUGAACUGCCCCCACAGGAUGAAAUUGGUAACAUGGCGGUGUCAAAGGGAAUCAGAGUUGAUCAGAAAAGAUUCUUCUUCGAUCUUGGUAGCAACAAUAGAGGUCAUUUUCUGAGGAUUUCAGAGGUUGCAGGUAAUGAUAGGUCCUCAAUAAUUCUCCCACUUUCCGGGCUGAAGCAGUUUCAUGAGAUUGUGGGUCAUUUUGUGGAGAUAACCAAAGAUCGAAUUGAAGGAAUGACAGGAGCAAAUGUUCGGACUGUAGACCCUCCUCAAAGAUGAAUGUUCAUUAUUUGAAGGUUUGAAGAGGGGAAAAAAACGAAUGGUGGAGACUAUUGUAGGUCGGUGAAGAACCAUUUCACUGUUUAUUCUGUCAAGGGGUUACUUUGCUGCAGCAAGCAGGUGUUUGGUUAGGGUGUGACUGUGGUCGGUCUGUUUUUCUGUUAGUUUCUUCUUCCCUUCCUUUUCUCAUUUAAGUCUCAAAAUAAUCCGAUUUAUCUGUAUGAUGAACAGAAAGGUUUCGGAGAUGCUUUACAGUGCAUUCUAUGUAGGGAAUAACAGAAGAAACGGGUCAGAUAAUUGUAAUUGUUAGUGUUUAGUUUGAUAGUGUGGCACGGUUGUUACAUUUUUCAAUAAGGCUCAUUGCAGAUGUUAUUGUCCAGUUUCAAUUUAAUGCCUCAGAGGUUGUAAAGAUGGCCUGCCAAGUGAUUGCAGAAUUGUUAAGCUUCGAUGAUCAGUUCAACUAUUACCACCAUUUUCUGGGUGUGCAUUAUAUAUCAAUAUCGGUUUUCUGUUA